UAGCUAGCCGCACGCCAUUGCUGUCCUUGCUUAAUUCCACGCGUCCCUAGUUUUUGCUGUGUUUUUACUUGUGUCACCUUGCUUUUUAUCGCUGUGAUUUUGCGCCCGCCGGCAUCCCGUGCAAUGUCGUACGUUUCGAUAAAUAUUACAGAGUGCGUGGUUUUAUAACUUGUGUCAUCAACGGUUGUUACGACACUGACGCAAAACGAAGGUGUUGGAAUUUGACUGAUGUAACGCAACAAUGUUACUAAACUAGGGGUGUGAACUCCCCCCGGAGCUCUUAUUACCUUAAAAAAAUGGAUAAAAGCGCAGAAAUGUCUUGCUUUGACUGACGUGUUCCAAAAACUUUGUUAGCAAUGUUGUAAACACAAUACCAAUGGCGCGCAAUUCGCAAAAUUCCUACCGCAUCUCGCAAAUUUAAAGGCCUACUGAAAUGAGAUUUUCUUAUUUAAACGGGGAUAGCGGGUCCAUUUUAUGUGUCACACUUGAUCAUUUUGCGAUAUUGCCAUAUUUUUGCUGAAAGGAUUUAGUAGAGAACAUCCAUGAUAAAGUUCGCAACUGUCGGUGCUAAGAGAAAUGCCCUGCCUCUACCGGAAGUCGCAGACGAUGACGUCACAUGUUUGAUGGCUCCUCACAUAUUCACAUUGUUUUUAAUGGGAGCAUCCAACAAAAAGUGCUAUUUGGACCGAGAAAACGACAAUUUCCCCAUUAAUUUGAGCGAGGAUGAAAGAUUUGUGUUUGAGGAUAUUGAUAGCGACGGACUAGAAAAAAAAACUUGUUAAAAAAACGCGAUUGCAUUCGAACGGAUUCAGAUGUUUUUAGACACAUUUACUAGGUUAAUUCUGGGAAAUCCCUUAUCUUUCUAUUGUGUUGCUAGUGUUUUAGUGAGUUUAAUAUUACCUGAUAGUCGGAAGGGUGUCUCCACGGGUGUCUUGAUGCGCAAUGUCUCAGGGGAGUCGACGGCAGCUAUGGACGGCACAAGCUCAGCUUUUCUCCGAUGUGGGGGCACCGUUGGAGCCAUAUUGACUUGUCCACUGGAAGUCGUGAAGACACGUCUGCAGUCAUCAUCAAUCAGUUUUUAUGUGUCCGAGGUUCAGCUGAGUACCGUUAAUGGGGCAAGUGUGGCCCGCAUGUCCCCACCAGGUCCCCUGCACUGCCUCAAAUUAAUAUUAGAGAAAGAAGGACCCCGCUCACUCUUCAGAGGCUUGGGACCGAAUUUGGUGGGUGUGGCACCUUCCAGAGCAAUCUACUUUGCUGCUUACUCAACAGCCAAAGAGAAAUUGAACAGUGUGCUGGAACCUGACUCCACUCAGGUUCACAUGGUCUCAGCUGGAAUGGCAGGUUUUACAGCCAUUACUGCAACCAAUCCAAUAUGGCUUAUAAAGACCCGUCUACAGCUGGAUGCCAGAAAUCGAGGAGAGCGACGGAUGAAUGCGUUGGAGUGUGUGCGGCGUGUGUACCAGUCAGAUGGCCUACGGGGCUUCUACAGGGGGAUGUCAGCCUCCUAUGCGGGCAUCUCGGAGACUGUGAUCCACUUUGUGAUCUAUGAAAACAUCAAACGACGUCUUUUGGAGGCCAAGGCCCCCCAGAACAUGGACGAGCAAGAUGAAGUAUCCAAGGAUGCAUCAGACUUUGUGGGGAUGAUGCUUGCUGCUGCCACUUCCAAGACCUGUGCCACAUCCUUGGCUUAUCCUCAUGAAGUGAUCCGCACAAGACUACGCGAGGAGGGCACCAAAUAUCGCUCCUUCUUCCAGACUUUAACAACUAUUCCCAAAGAGGAGGGUUUCCGAGCUCUGUACCGCGGCCUCACCACACACUUGGUACGCCAGAUUCCCAACACCGCCAUCAUGAUGUGCACCUACGAGUUUUUCGUUUACAUCCUGAAUGGCUAAAGUCUUCCCUUGUUUAAAAAGCACUUGUAAUCCAGCUCCUGUUUAGAGAUGGAGAAACAAAACAAACAAAAAAAAAACUGCUGGCAGCAUGUCAACAGUGGUGAAGAUUUUCAGUGGCAGGUUUACUUUUAUCACCAAAGGCACAGGAAAGGUUUAAUGACAAUCCCAUUUGUUUGGGUGUUGCAGAAAAAAAGAAGCCCUCCCUCCUGCAUUCAUUUGGUACUAUUUUGUUUGACUGUUAUAUAGUCUAUUAAUAGCCUAAUAAAGCUCAGUGUCAAAGUCUUAUUUAAUUAGCAUAAAAGACUAAUUACAGUCACACUUCCAAAGUAGUGGUUAUUAGACAGUUGCCAUCGUCACUGACCUAUUAAAAAGUCAUGCGUUGCUGUGUAUCAUUCCGGGUGUAGUUGAAUUCAAAAUGAAGAAAAAACAACUAGCACCUUGCAAUUUUGACUCAAAUGUCAGAGGGUUGUCAAUGUGCCUUGGGCAGAAACAAGAUGUAACGUACGUUGCACAUCUUUUGUGGGGAGUAGAGGUGGUAGUCUGUGUUGGGUCUGACUUUGUGGAUCACCUGUCAGAACUCGCCACAGUGAUAUGUGAAGAAAUGUAGUUGCACACAGGUUGCACACAUGGUUUCAGGCACUUAAGGAAACCUUGGUAACUACCUGCUUAUUUAUAUACAGUAGACUUUUUGUCAGGUUUGCAAGCAUCUCCUUGGUUUUUGCUUUCCAUACAUUUAGAGGUGUUUCAUGCCCAUAUGAAACCACUGCCUUAGAGGUAUGAGAGCUUUUUUGCUUGAACAAGACUGAUAACAUCUCUCAGUAUCCUUUAACGGUCAUACUGUGUAGCCCAACUAAACCACAAUAUAACACUGCUAAUUACUUCAAACUACUGAAAUGUAAAUACACUGGUUGAAGUAAAACACUGGCCCAUUUUGUUUAUAGAUGAGUAUAAAUUCACACAUUUUAACAUUGAUAUAUUGAAUAUAUUUACUUAAAUAACGUGAUUGUGUUGCAUUUGUUUGACUCAAUAUUGGCAAGCAUUUUGUGUAGCUCCGCGGGAGAAAACCUUUGCCUUUGAGUUGUGAAAGUAUAUUUUCCUAACUUGUUCUCAUUUAGUAUCUCACCAGUCUUCUUGAUAACAAAUUUAGUCUUAUUCAGUUGCGAGGACAAUCCUCUCAUCCCUGGAGUCUUGCGGUUGAUAAAAUGGAAAGGAAUAUGUCAUAAACGCACAAUGGUAUGGUAUGGUAUGGUUUAUUUGUUUCAGACAUGCUUUACAAGUUACAUGAACGAUGUUCCUAUCCAAGAAUAUAGCAUAUACAUGUUAUCUUGACCAGAUAGUCCGGUUUUUUUUUUAUGUACUGUUUUACCAUUUUAAAAGAAUACAACAAAGCUUAUAUUUUUCUUUGCAUAGUUUUAUACAUUUCAGUUAGAGUGAAGGUUUUUGCUGUUCGUAAAUGAUUUUUAACAACAAAAAAAAAAACUGUGUCACCUUGUCACAAGGUUUGAUCCAUGAUCACAAGACACAUGUUUAACUAAUUUGUGCAAUGUUGUCAUGUGCUACAAUCAACUUUUUUUUUGUCUGGUCUGCUGCUCACUUAGUUUGGCUUACACUGACCACAAAAAGAGACAAUUCAAACGGCCGAGCUUGAGUGGAGUAGCAUUUUAUUAGGCUUGCAUGUUCGGUUCCAAAACAACGCCAGAUAUUGCAAAGAGCUCAUUAAAUUGCACAAUUCCAUCAACAUGCUUGAUGUGACACAAGUCGAUUGGGUUUGCUCUAGUCUCGUACAGCUCGGCUGUGUUAAUUGCACGCAAACUUCAAAAAGUCAGAUCAUGCAAAAACAAAUAGAACAUCUCAGACUAAAUAAAGAGGAGAAUGUCAUUUUAUUUUCUGUGAAAUUUACCCAACUACAAAUGUAAUUGUGUUUUCUCGCUUAUAUUGUACAGUAAGUCAGAAGUUCAUCUUGUGCAUCCUCUUCAUGCAGUGAUUAUUUUGCAUCUACAUUUAAACUGCGUGAUUGUGAACGUAUGUUUUGUGCGUGCUCGCUUAAAUAAAAACAUUCAGUCAUGUCAUGAGUGUGAGAAAGGAUUGAUGUAUGCACUUGAUUGAGGAACUACAAGAGAAAGUGUUUUUAUCAUUUUAAAUAAAUUGUUGCCUUUUUUCCUGCUGACCCCUUUUUUAUGUUGUUGUCGAUGAGCCUGCUUAAAGUGUGGCUCUGUCUAUGCAUUCUGUCAUGCCUGUUUUUGUCAAACAAGUCAAUAAACUGGAAAGAGUGCAAGUA
Nerophis ophidion (straightnose pipefish) is the source of this 4170-nucleotide messenger RNA. Its product is annotated as solute carrier family 25 member 36-A. Gene Ontology annotation, biological process: pyrimidine nucleotide import into mitochondrion. NCBI's taxonomy places the organism in Eukaryota, Metazoa, Chordata, Actinopteri, Syngnathiformes, Syngnathidae. Gene Ontology annotation, cellular component: mitochondrion. The transcript is spliced from 7 exons. The coding region runs from base 813 to 1892 and encodes 359 amino acids. Gene Ontology annotation, molecular function: pyrimidine nucleotide transmembrane transporter activity. The record is from RefSeq and is a predicted model, not a curated record.